Cornus florida is the source of this 663-nucleotide messenger RNA. RefSeq lists its product as uncharacterized. The coding region runs from base 1 to 663 and encodes 220 amino acids. The record is from RefSeq and is a predicted model, not a curated record. The transcript has 2 exons. NCBI's taxonomy places the organism in Eukaryota, Viridiplantae, Streptophyta, Magnoliopsida, Cornales, Cornaceae.
AUGGAUAGUGUUACUAGUGAUGAGAGACUAUGCUUUGAGACCUUAGUGGUGAUGAGAGACUAUGCUUUGAGACCUACAUUGGUCAUUACGGCUAUUGGCUUUAAAGUUUCCAUUACCGAAGAGGAUGUUGCGGAGGAAAUCAACUAUUGGAAAUCUUCAGUUGUUGGAUAUGUGAUGGGUAAGAGGCAAUACUAUCCUCAUUUCAAUGCCUUUAUUGAAAAAUACUGGUCUAAAGCAAUCACCUUGGUGUAUCUAAAGAAUGGUUUCUUUAUGGUACGUUUUCAACAUGCAGCCGAUGUGCAACAAGUGUUAUCACGUAUUCAUACAUUUGAAGGCCGUGUAAUUAUUAUUAAGCAAUGGAGUAAGAAUGUUACCUUAAAGAGGGAGAAUUUUGAUUCACUUCCAAUAUGGAUUCGUGUUCAUGAUUUACCAGUCCAUUGUAGGAAUUCUAUUUCAUUAUCUAAGGUUUGUUCAUUGUUCUCAAAGCCGAUCUACAUGGAUGAACCUGAUUUACAUCGUGAUAAAGAUGAGUUUGUUCGAGUAAUGGUUGAGGUGGAUAUUUGCCAGGAUCUGCCAGAAUCUAUGGUUAUUGACAUACAUGGUGAAGAUUACACUGUUAAUAUUGAAUAUGAAUGGAAACCAGUGGUGUGUUCUUUGUGCUAG